AUGAAAGAUCAUGAUAUAUGUGUAUAUAGUGAAGGAUUAGUUCAACUUAAAGUUCCUGUUAAUGCUGAUCGUGAGCUAACAGUUACAUUAGAGAAGACUGAUGGUUCGACAUUGUAUAUUAGUAGAGACAUAGCUGCAGUGCUAGAUCGUAAAGAGAAGUAUAAUUUUGAUAAAGCAUAUUAUGUUGUUGAUAAUAACCAAAGUGAUCAUUUUCUUUCCCUUGUUGCCAUUUUGAAAAUAUUGGGAUAUGAUUGGUAUAGUUCAGUUCAUCAUAUAAAAUUUGGCCAAAUUGAAGGAAUGAGCACAAGAAAAGGAAAGUUAGUGCAUCUGAAAGAUUUAUUAGAAGAAGCUAAAAGUAAAGCUUUUAUUUCAAUGUUAAAUUCAUCAACGACACGGGCAACAAAUAAUAUGGAUGAAAUUGCGGAUGUUAUAGGAAUGUCAGCUGUUAUGAUAAAUGAUAUGAAAAAUAGACGACAAAGUAAUUAUAAAUUUGAUUGGGAUAAAGUACUUUAUAUGAAAGGAGAUAGUGCAACAACAUUACAUUACAAUCAUGCAAGAUUAUUCAGCUUGGAAAGAAAUUGUGGAGUAUAUUUAAAUCCAUAUUGUGAAACAAAAUAUUUAAUGGAACCAGAAGCAGUAAAUUUAGUUCAACAUAUUGCAAGGUUUGAUGAAACAAUAAUGGCAGCAUAUAAUAAGUUGGAACCCCAUAUUAUUGUGCGAUAUUUAUUUGCUUUGUGUUAUUUAAUAGGAAAAGCAAACAAAACUUUACCUGUGAAAAAUCAAGAUAAAGUAAUAGCGAUGAGCCGACUGUUUCUGUUUCAUACAAGUAGAAUUGUUUUAGGAACAGGAAUGAAGCUUUUAGGUUUACAACCAUUAGACAUGAUGUAAUUUUUAUAAUUUGUAAACAACACUUACAAUAUUGUAAUAUUAAGCAAAAUUAUUGUUUUUAUUUUAAUAAAUUGUA
This is a messenger RNA of Centruroides sculpturatus (bark scorpion), 964 nucleotides long. Its product is annotated as probable arginine--tRNA ligase, mitochondrial. Gene Ontology annotation, biological process: arginyl-tRNA aminoacylation; mitochondrial translation. The record is from RefSeq and is a predicted model, not a curated record. The transcript has 10 exons. Lineage: Eukaryota; Metazoa; Arthropoda; Arachnida; Scorpiones; Buthidae. Gene Ontology annotation, cellular component: mitochondrion. Gene Ontology annotation, molecular function: ATP binding; arginine-tRNA ligase activity. Bases 1 to 888 code for a protein of 295 amino acids.